GCGAUAGAUUCCAAUGAGAAUACCCUUUUGGAAUUUUAUUUGGACGAUGAGGAGGAGGCAUCUGCAUUAUUCGGAAACGACAAUUCGAAACCGAUACAAAAAGAAAAAGGUGAUCCAAAACCGCCGAAAAUCAACGCAGACAAAAUGAUUUACUAUUUUGGGUUCAAUUUCAAUUCGCGUCGUUUACGUGAUGUGAAAUUUAAUAUUGAUAUCGUUGGUAUUGCAGCGUGA
This is a messenger RNA of Anisakis simplex (herring worm), 231 nucleotides long. The record is from the annotation of a GenBank genome assembly. NCBI's taxonomy places the organism in Eukaryota, Metazoa, Nematoda, Chromadorea, Rhabditida, Anisakidae.